This is a messenger RNA of Chenopodium quinoa (quinoa), 798 nucleotides long. RefSeq lists its product as uncharacterized. The transcript has 2 exons. Bases 1 to 798 code for a protein of 265 amino acids. Lineage: Eukaryota; Viridiplantae; Streptophyta; Magnoliopsida; Caryophyllales; Amaranthaceae. The record is from RefSeq and is a predicted model, not a curated record.
AUGGCAGAAACAAAUGAAUCUGGUGCAAAUGUGACUGGAAAUGCUUACGCAGAUCCUUACUAUAUGGCCAACUCUGGCCAUAAUAGUUCUAAUCAGCAACCAGAAAUCAUCAUUUUUAACGGUGAGAACUACCUAAACUGGACCAGGAGCAUAAGAAUGGCUUUGGGUUCGAGGAACAAGCUGGGAUACAUUGAUGGUAAGCUGAAGAGGCCAAAACCAGGUCAUGCAGAUUAUGGGAAGUGUCUCAUUUACUUGGAAACUUGCAAGGAGUUAUGGGAUGAAGUCAAGGAGAGAUAUGGGCAGACUAAUGCACCUUUGCUCUAUCAACUUAAGAAAGAGCUGAGUGACUUGAAGCAAGAGAAUCAAGCAGUUGGCAAUUUUUAUUGCAAGCUCAAGAAUUUAUGGGAUCAUAUUUCUUCUAUUGAAGGAAUACCAGAGUGUACAUGUGGAGCAAUGAGCAAAUGCACAUGCAACAUUAUGAAGAAAUUGGCUGAUGUAGAGUCACUGAACAAGCUCAUUCAGUUCCUGAUGGCAUUGAAUGAAGGUUUCGAGAACAUAAGAGGAAACAUUCUUGCAAUGGAGCCAUUACCACCAGUGAACAGAGUUUUUCAUCUUGUUCAACAACAAGAAAAACAGAAAGAAAUCACUGGAAACAUGAGCACAAAUACUAAAGUCAGUGUAAUGAAUGUGAAAAGACAACCAACAAACAAUUGGCAGAGAAGAGAAUUCGAGGAAGCCAAAAUGAAGAAGAAAUGUGACCAUUAUUGCUUGAUGAAAGGUCACAUUAAGGAAGAAUGA